AUGCGUGAAGUCAGAGCUAUGAUUGAUAGCACUGACUCGCCUGUCACGACUACCGCCAAUCCCACAACCACCAGCACUGACUCGCCUGUCACGAUGACCGCCACUCUGACAACCACCCCCACUGAAUCGCCUGUCACAGGUACCGCCACUCCAACCACCAGCAGCACUGACUCGCCUGUCACCACUACCGCCACUCCCACAACCACCAGCACUGACUCGCCUGUCACGACUACCGCCAAUCCCACAACCACCAGCACUGACUCGCCUGUCACGAUGACCGCCACUCUGACAACCACCCCCACUGAAUCGCCUGUCACAGCACCACUGACUCACCAGGCACGAACUACUGCCACUCCCACAACCACCAGCACUGACUCACCUGUCACAACGACCACCACUCCCACAACCACCACACUGACUCGCCUGUCACGAUGA
Podarcis muralis (Common wall lizard) is the source of this 435-nucleotide messenger RNA. The record is from RefSeq and is a predicted model, not a curated record. NCBI's taxonomy places the organism in Eukaryota, Metazoa, Chordata, Lepidosauria, Squamata, Lacertidae.